Molecule: messenger RNA, 1577 nt
Organism: Nestor notabilis (Kea)
Lineage: Eukaryota; Metazoa; Chordata; Aves; Psittaciformes; Psittacidae
Gene: CNOT10
Product: CCR4-NOT transcription complex, subunit 10
Exons: 12
Biological process (GO): negative regulation of translation; mRNA catabolic process
Cellular component (GO): CCR4-NOT complex
Molecular function (GO): protein binding
Source: RefSeq, a predicted model, not a curated record
AUCAAGGUACUGAGAAACAUGAAGGAGCUGGUACUUCUGGGAUUACCGAUCAGGAAAAGGAGUUGUCGAGCAGUGCAUUACAAGCUUUUCUGGCUGGCAACUAUGAUGCUUGUUUACAACACCUAAAUACCCUUCAAGACAUAAACAAAGAUGACUACAAAAUAACUUUGAAUACUGCUGUUGCAGAGUUCUGUAAAAGUAACCAGACUACAACAGACAAUUUGAGACAAACCCUUAACCAGCUGAAGAACCAGGUUCACUCUGUUGUUGAAGAAAUGGAUGGUUUAGAUGAUGUUGAAAACAGUAUGCUUUACUACAAUCAAGCUGUUAUUCUGUAUCAUCUGCGUCAGUAUACUGAAGCUAUAUCAGUUGGGGAGAAGCUGUACCAGUUCAUAGAGCCCUUCGAAGAGAAGUUUGCCCAGGCUGUCUGCUUCUUGCUUGUAGACCUAUACCUUCUAACUUACCAAGCUGAGAAAGCCUUGCAUCUGCUUGCAGUUCUGGAAAAAAUGAUUUCACAGGGCAACAAUAACAGCAAGAAUGGAAAAAAUGAGUCAGGUAAUAAUACAAAUAAAGAUUCCUCGAAUCAAAAACCUGAAAGCGGAGCUUUAGUAGAAGUUGCUAAAUCUAAGAUACAUCAGUAUAAGGUGAGAGCUUAUAUCCAGAUGAAGUCACUAAAAGCAUGCAAAAGGGAGAUCAAGUCUGUUAUGAAUACAGCUGGGAAUUCAGCUCCUUCUCUCUUUCUUAAGAGCAAUUUUGAAUAUUUGAGGGGCAAUUAUCGUAAAGCAGUCAAACUUUUAAACAGUGCAAACAUUGCUGAACAUCCAGGCUUCAUGAAAACAGGUGAAUGCUUAAGGUGUAUGUUCUGGAACAAUCUUGGCUGCAUCCACUUUGCAAUGGGAAAGCACAAUUUAGGAAUUUUUUACUUUAAAAAAGCCUUGCAAGAAAAUGAUAAUGCAUGUGCCCAGCUAGGAACAGUCAGCUCAGAUCCAGGUAAAAAAUUUUCAGGGAGACCCAUGUGUACACUACUGACUAACAAACGGUAUGAGUUGCUCUACAACUGCGGAAUUCAGCUCUUGCAUAUUGGGAGGCCCUUAGCUGCCUUUGAAUGCCUGAUUGAGGCAGUCCAGGUUUAUCACUCAAACCCUCGUCUUUGGCUGAGAAUAGCAGAAUGCUGCAUUGCUGCCAAUAAAGGGACAUCAGAACAAGAGACUAAAGGUCUUCCAAGCAAAAAGGGAAUUGUGCAAUCUAUAGUAGGUCAAGGCUACCACCGUAAGAUAGUCCUAGCAUCCCAGUCAAUACAGAAUGUUGUUUAUAAUGAUGGGCAGUCCUCAGCAAUACCUGUAGCCAGUAUGGAAUUUGCAGCGAUCUGUCUAAGGAAUGCCUUGCUGCUACUCCCAGAAGAUCAGCAGGAGCCAAAGCAAGAAAAUGGAUCUAAAACUAGUAAUCAGCUGGGGGGAAAUACAGAAAACAGUGAAAGCAGUGAAGCAUGCAGCAAUAAAAGUCAUGAAGGGGAUAAAUUCAUUGCAGCUCCACCUUCUUCACCUUUGAAGAAACAGGAAUUAGAAAAUUUAAGGCAA